GUGACAUACUGUUUUAUUAAAAGCUAAUUUUAGAGUAGGUUCCGUGGAAGUACAGCGCUGUAUGUCGUAAGGCUGACAAAGCAUAGAAACCAAAAUGUUGCCACGAUUCAGACGAACAAGAGGUGGUGACCUGGUAUACUAUAGGAAGGAAGAGGCAGAGAAAGGAUUAGUGAAUGCACCAAAUGUUCGUCCCUCUGAACUUCCGUCCAAAGUGAGGGCCAAUGCUUUGCGAGCUGUGAGGUUCCAUGGUGGGGACGUUAAGAACGAUAAACAUGUUUUGGGGCAGUACGUCGUUCAGUUUGGCAAGUACAGGGGCCAGACCUUCUUGUGGAUGGUUGAGAACUGUCUGGGGUAUUCAGGCUGGCUAGUGGAUGCCAUGCGGAGAGAGACGAUCACUCAGGCUCCCUUGUCGCAGAAUAAGCAUGCCUUUAAGGACUACUUACUGUCGUUUGAUGAAGGUCGUGAGGUUGUGGAGUUAAAAAAAGAGCAGCGAGUCAAAGAGGAGGAGAAGAAGAAGGAAGUGUCUUUGCCACCACAAGUAUUGUUUGCCAAUCUUCCUGCUGCAGAGGCAAGACGACUUCAGAGAGAAAAAGCGGCAAAGUCACGGCCAACCAUAAAGCCAACGAUUCCCAGGCCAAGUCCAAAAAAGCAUGAAAUGUCAGAUGAAGCCUUGUUGGGGGAGGUUGAAAAGCUAGAAGACAUGCUUUCACAAGGUCAUUUUUUCCAUAUAUUUAUGUCUUAUAAAAUAUUGUCAGUUACUCUUAAAAUGAGAAAAGCAUGCAAUAUUCUUUUAUUGAAAAUUACAGUGAUAUAAGAGUAAACGUACUACUGUUUUAAGAUAAUCCAGUUCAAUUUUUAAAGUUUUAGUUCAUCCCGAAAGAUUAUAAUUGUUUACAAAAUGACUUAUGUUCUGC
This is a messenger RNA of Saccostrea cuccullata (small rock oyster), 914 nucleotides long. RefSeq lists its product as uncharacterized. Lineage: Eukaryota; Metazoa; Mollusca; Bivalvia; Ostreida; Ostreidae. The coding region runs from base 95 to 814 and encodes 239 amino acids. The transcript has 3 exons. The record is from RefSeq and is a predicted model, not a curated record.